This is a messenger RNA of Aspergillus terreus NIH2624, 1173 nucleotides long. RefSeq lists its product as uncharacterized. The coding region runs from base 1 to 1173 and encodes 390 amino acids. The transcript has a single exon. The record is from RefSeq and is a predicted model, not a curated record. Lineage: Eukaryota; Fungi; Ascomycota; Eurotiomycetes; Eurotiales; Aspergillaceae.
AUGUACCAUUAUUCCAAUCCACCGCCCGGGUGGUCUUCCUACGACUACAUGAACUCCCCCCCGACGUCUCCGCAUUACGCCUACUACGCCACGCAGUUUGCCAGUCCCUUCGCUUCUCCACGAGGUCCCUCCAAGCGCCACAACCGCAAAGCCAGCUACGCCGGAACCAAGGAGACCCCAGGAUGGCACGCCGGGUACGGUCAGAGCUUCUACGAAACGAUGCCGGAAUACGGUACGCCGCCGCGCAAGCACGAUCCUGUAAGUGCUUCUUCUGGUCAUCGUCGCCGUAGGACCAUGUCCGGCGCCGCCGCCGACCCAUGGGACAACGUGGGGGCCCGCCCGUCGCCGUCGUCGCGCCGACGCUCCAUCUUCGUGGAUGUAGUCGACGAGGAUGCGCCACGAUACGUCUUCCACGAGGAAAGCCGCGAGCCCCGCCGAUAUCCGUCCACGCCUCCGCGCAAGCCCAAGCCCCCGACUGAUCAGUAUUUUUACUAUAACCAGGUGCCUGCCUAUGACGACCUUGAUUCCGCCAAACGCUCGCGCGCCCGCCGCCAAUCCACCUCCACGCGCACCCCUUCCAAGCCGAAGCCCGCGGCCACCGCCAAACCCACCCGCAAAGCGACCGAAGCCGAUGCCGCCCGCGCCGGUAUCCCGCCAGGCUAUUCGAUCAAGAACUGGGACCCCACGGAAAUGCCCAUCAUCCUCCUCGGCAGUGUGUUCGACGCCAACUCCCUGGGCAAGUGGAUCUACGACUGGACGGUGUUCCACCACGGCGCCUCCACCCCAAUGGCCGACGUCGCCGGGGAUCUGUGGCUGCUGCUUAUCAAGCUGGCCGGGAAGGUCAAGCGGGCCGAUGAGUGUCUCAGCCGCAUCAAGCACCCCGAGGCCCAGGAGACGGUGGAGGACUUCCUGGAGAGCGGAGAGCGUCUCUGGGCCCGAUUCAAGAAGCUCCUCAAGACUUGCGAACAGUUCAUGUGGAAAGCGGCCAAGCGCGAAGGCGGCAAGGGGGGUGUGUCUAUGGGUCGCAACGCCGGAUGCGAAUUCGUCGAAUCGAUCUUUGGCCGUGACCGUGAGCUCGAAAACACCGAGAAGCUGAUGAACAGCAUCCGCCUGUGGAACAUGCGUUUUGACGCCAACUGCGAAGAGAUCCUUCGGCGGCCGACCGCCGCCUAG